Carlito syrichta (Philippine tarsier) is the source of this 1462-nucleotide messenger RNA. RefSeq names its product nudix hydrolase 9 (gene NUDT9). Lineage: Eukaryota; Metazoa; Chordata; Mammalia; Primates; Tarsiidae. Gene Ontology annotation, cellular component: mitochondrion. The transcript is spliced from 8 exons. Gene Ontology annotation, molecular function: ADP-ribose diphosphatase activity. The record is from RefSeq and is a predicted model, not a curated record. The coding region runs from base 100 to 1152 and encodes 350 amino acids.
AGUGCCCGCCAGGUACCCGGGGCCGAGCCGUGGGGCGGGCGGAGGCAGACGCCCCGGCGGGGAGCGACCCAGCUCCGCAAAGCCGCCCGCGGGGCGCUGAUGGCCGGACGCUUCCUGGGACGGGCUCUCGCCGCGGUGUCUCUGUCUGUGGCCUUGGCCUCGGUGACCGUCAGGCCCGCGGGCCGCCGCCGCAUCCCGGCGUGCAGUAGCUCAUUUUCAUCCAGCUGGUUUCAUCUUGAUACCAACAGCAUGUCUGGUUCUAAUGGCUCCAAAGAGAAUUCCCACAACAAGGCUCGGACAUCUCCUUACCCAGGUUCCAAAGUGGAACGGAGCCAGGUUCCCAAUGAGAAGGUAGGCUGGCUCGUAGAGUGGCGAGAUUAUAACCCUGUGGAGUACACUGCAGUCUCUGUCCUGGCUGGACCCCAGUGGGCAGAUCCUCAGAUCAGUGAAAGUAACUUUUCUCCUAAGUUUAACGAAAAGGAUGGGCAUGUUGAGAGAAAGAGCCAGAAUGGCCUGUAUGAGAUUGAAAAUGGAAGACCCAGAAAUCCUGCAGGACGAACAGGAUUGGUUGGCCGGGGACUUUUGGGACGAUGGGGCCCAAAUCAUGCUGCAGAUCCCAUCAUAACCAGGUGGAAAAGAGACAGCAGUGGAAAUAAAAUCUUGCACCCUGUUUCUGGGAAACACAUCUUACAGUUUGUUGCAAUAAAAAGGAAAGACUGUGGAGAAUGGGCAAUCCCAGGGGGGAUGGUAGAUCCGGGAGAGAAGAUUAGUGCCACCCUGAAAAGAGAAUUUGGUGAGGAAGCCCUAAACUCCCUACAGAAAUCUGGUGCUGAAAAGAGAGAAAUAGAGGAGCAGUUGCACAAACUCUUUAGCCAAGAGCAUCUAGUGAUAUAUAAGGGCUAUGUUGAUGAUCCCCGGAAUACCGAUAAUGCGUGGAUGGAGACAGAAGCUGUGAACUACCAUGAUGAGACAGGUGAGAUAAUGGAUAAUCUUACCCUGGAAGCUGGAGAUGAUGCUGGAAAAGUGAGAUGGGUGGACAUCAGCAAUAGACUCAAGCUGUAUGCCAGUCACUCGCAAUUCAUCAGGCUUGUGGCAGAGAAACGAGAUGCGCACUGGAGUGAGGACUGUGAAACUGAUGGCCAGGGGUCAUAGCUCAUGUCUCCACAUGAGCCCAAGGCUCUCAAAGGAGCAUGCACUGAAAAGAAGGCACUGUCACAGAACUUAGGCUAUGAAACGGGCCCAGGAGGCCGCCUGUUCACUUUCAGAACAAAUUGCUUCUAGAGGGUUUUGCAUCAGAAUACAAUGAAUAAAUAUGACGAAAUGGAACACAUUAUUUUCAGCUUUCUGGUCAAAAGGAAUAUAAAUAGUUGCAUUUUGUAUGUAUUCUGUUUAAGCCAAAUUUAAGCCACCAGCGCUCUUUGAAGACUCGUAAUCAAAAUAAAGAUAAAUUCCUGAUCUGCUG